Cooperia oncophora is the source of this 504-nucleotide messenger RNA. Lineage: Eukaryota; Metazoa; Nematoda; Chromadorea; Rhabditida; Trichostrongylidae. The record is from the annotation of a GenBank genome assembly.
AUGGUUUUGCAGGAGGGCUCUGAUGCAAAGGAAACGAUGGAAACACUGACAUCUUCCGCGCGAGAGUUUCUAGACUUGUGUGAUGUGGAGCAUGAGGACGGAAGCGGCCACUCACUGGAAGCGCUAUCUCCGUCCGAAAUCGACAAGGGAUCAUCCGAUGUAGUCGCUGUGGGUGCACGUAAUCCCAUGGAAUCUGCGUCUACAGUAGAAAAAACAGCUCCACAUUCUGCAGGCGUACCAGAGCAAGAAAGAGGUGGUUUUACUGCCAUCCGAUGUGAGCAAAUCUCGAAGAAUCCAUCCGACUCUGCCGGAACCAGUACAGUUCCUGAAACACCGGAGUCAGUUGUACUGGAAACGCCGCCCGAGCUGUACACAGCGCCUGUGGCUCACUCCACUCCUCGGCCAUGCGGCGGCUCUAUUGGAUUCCGAAUUUACCCGGACGAGGUGCCACCUUCUCUCGCAGCUGCUACUAUCGAACUGGCAAGAAAAUAUUUCUUGAGAUGA